AAAUCCUGAGGUUUUAUCAACAUCGUUACUUACUGCUUCAGCCACCAUUUUCAGAUCGUCAUCUCCCCGCUAAAGGGGCAAUAACCGAGUCUCUUAAGCCCCGGGGGGUUGGGGGAAGGAGACGGAGACGGACCGCGUGGCCCCGUGCAUUCUGGGGGUUGUAGUCCCAGCCGCUUCUGGUUCCCCGGGGAUUGGCCGAGCCCUUUCCUGCAGAAGAUGCCGGUCUUGUUCACCAUCAUUGGGAUCUCUGCAAUUGCUGCUCUUCUGGCAGCAUUUGGCCCAUAUAUCAGGAGAUGUGCUGGUGGUGGAGUGUGCAAAUCUGACGCAAGGCUCGAUGGAAAGACUGCCUUGAUUACUGGGGCUAACACUGGGAUAGGAAAGGAAACAGCACGGGAACUGUCGCAGAGAGGUGCACGUGUAAUCAUAGCCUGCAGAGAUCUGACCAAGGCAGAAGCUGCAGCCGAUGAGAUUCAGAGAGACACGGGGAAUAAACAAGUCAUUGUUCGGGAAUUAGAUCUUGCCAACACUGAGUCUGUACAUCAGUUUGCUGAAAAUGUCAUUAAAGAGGAGAAGCUCAUCAGUAUUUUGAUCAACAACGCUGGGGUGAUGAUGUGCCCCUACACAAAGACGACUGAUGGGUUUGAGAUGCAAUUUGGUGUAAAUCAUCUGGGUCAUUUCUUGCUGACCUACCUGCUUCUCGACCUCAUGAAAAGGUCAGCCCCAGCUCGCAUCAUUAACGUAUCGUCCUUCGCUCACGUUUUCGGUCGAAUCAACUUUAAAGACCUUCAGAGUGAAGAGAGUUAUGAUGAGGGCUUGGCUUACUGCCAAAGUAAACUGGCAAAUGUACUGUUCACUCGGGAAUUGGCCAAGCGCCUCAAAGGCACUAAAGUCACUGUGAAUUCUGUGCAUCCGGGCUGUGUCAAAUCCGAACUAAACAGGCACUCCUUCGUCAUGUCCUUGGCAUGGAAGAUUCUGACGUUUCUUAUCAAAACGCCAAAACAGGGGGCACAGACGAGUAUAUACUGUGCUGUGGCUGAGGAGUUGCAAGAUAUUUCUGGAACACACUUUAGUGACUGCAGACCUGCAUUUGUGGCACCUCAAGGCAGGAAUGAAGAAACAGCAAGGAAGUUAUGGGAUGUCAGCUGCAAACUUCUGGAGAUUCAGUGGGAUUGAACUAAUUGCAAAAUGAAAUUCUAAGUAAACACAGUAUAGGCAGCAGCAGGUGCUGGAGUCAGAGAUAACACAGGGCAGAGCUGAAGGAAAACAGCAGGCCAGGCAGCAGAGGAGCAGGAAAGAUAACGUUUUGGGUCAGUCCCCUUCAGGAAAUGUCAACUCUCCUGCUCCCCUGCUCCACACUGCGUUACCUGUAAGCAGCAGCUGACUGCUUUUUUUUUGAAAAAACUACUUUUGACAGUUCCUAUUAAAAAUUUCAGUAAAUACGACUGUGACCAGCAAAUUGUUGCUUCUGAAGUUGGUCACUGCACAAAUCUAAAUACCAUCCUAUAUUGCAAAUCUCACCUACUAUUUCGGCUAUUAAGGAAGAACCUAAGGUUUUGGUCUGGUUCCCAAAUCACCUGUGUCAACAAUGAACUGUCAAAGCUAACACAACGAUAACUGCUUCAAUGCAACAUUACUGUAAACUGUUGUUGCAUAGUCCUGAGCAUGCAUUAAUGACCAGCAUUAUUUUAUGCUUUAGAAAUAUGAAUUGGGUUCUUUUAUAGUAAACCAGCAGUAAACAUACAGGUUUCAAAGUGAGAAUAAUUCUGUGCAACAACCACAUGCUGCAGAGGACAAGAAACAGAAAGCUCUUCAAAGGCACUGCCUCCUUUCAAGCAACAGCUGUUACCUUUGGUAUCCUGGUCACUAUCUUCAGUCAACAACAGUCUUGCUAUUACACUACUGUAUAUGAGAGCAUGUGCAUAAAUUGGUUGUCAUGUUUCCUAGAAGAUGACUAUGUUAGCAUUUUGGAAUUUGAUGUGACAAAACAUGGUAUAUGAAUUUAAAAGUCUUUUUUAAAAUUUACCUCUCAUGACAUUUUGGUAAUAUACAUACAAAACAGGAGCUCCUCAUGCUGGCUCCAUGGCUGACCUGUUUGUUUUGAAUUCCACAUUUCCACCUGCUCAUGACAACCUUUGAUACUCCUGCCUGACAAUAAUCUGUCUCUUAGACAGUGACAUCGUUAAAUAUAUUUUUAAGGCUGAAGGAGACAAAGUUCCAAAUUCCCACAAGCCUUAGAAAAAGUAUUUUGUCUCUGUCCUAAAAAUUUGUAAUUUUAAAACUAUCAAGUCUUUUGGACCAGCAAUCAAAAGGAAACAUUCUGUCCACAUAAACCUUGUAACGAACAUUCGGAAACUUACAUACUCCAAUCUAGUCACCCUCUCGAUCUUCUAAACUGCAUUGAGAACAAGCUCAACCUGCCCUCAUAAGGUAAUCCACACAUUCCAGGUAUCGAUAAAAAUUAAUCCUCAUUAGAACCACCUCCAACACAUGUAAUGUGGCUCACCGUGAAAUUUUGCUUUGUAUUACUUGUGAAGCUGCAAAACUUUAAGAACUUAAGAGGCAUAUUGCACUUGAUGUUGAUAAUUAGAGUAAGCACUUUUGUACAUAGCACUGUUCUGGAAGGCCAUUAAACUCCAAGUACAGCACAAUUAAAUGUGUAUCAGUCUGUCACUGUAUAUUUCCAAAAAGAUCAAUAUACAUUCCAUUAUGUUUUAUUAGUGAAAUGAUUGGAAAUUCCAAAAAUAGUCACUUAGACAAUUGCAAUAUUAGUAGUCAAAGUUUAAUGGUUUGGCAAAAGUUGUUAAAAUAUACAAGCUGUAUACUGUUUUAACUCCAGGGGUUAAGCAUUCACAAUAAUUAAAGGGUUAUCUGAAGCUUGUCUUAAAAUGAAAAGAUCAGUUUACAGUAGUCCAGUUACAGAAACAUUGCCAUCAGUUUGGUAUUUAGGAUGAAUCACCCAGUAAAGCUGAGUUGAAUAGCUGUAGCAUUUAAAGUGCUUUUUACAGUGCAAUUUUGCAACUAUAGAAGCUAAUGCUUUCGUAAAACAAAUAGAACAUGUGGAUCUUGCAAAAUGACAUCAAAUAAACCAACAACCUUUGUUGCAUAGUCUUUCAUAGUGGAACUCUCACAUUGCAAUCAUAAUUCUUCAUAUCUGCUACUCCACUUUAAAAGUCAAAUAAAGUCAGCUAAAGCUCUGAAAUAUUCAUCUUUUUUAAAUCAGUGUAAUGUCAACCACAACUUUAACGUAGAAAUGAAUUAAAUUUGGAUUGCUCGGGCAAGAGCUAUGAAGGAACUUGGAUCUUUCAGCAUUUAUGUUUAGUUUUAAAAAAACUUAAGAAAGACACUAGUGAUUAGACAUUAUUAUCCAGAAUUCAAUAAUAGAUCCUUGUAUGGACAAAGAAUAGGCAAUUCGAUUAUAGUAACGGUUAUAGAGGGAUACAUUAGUGAAACAUUCAAUAUCCUAUUCCCUAUACAGCCCAUUGAACCUCUCCUUAUUAAAUACCUGCUCAUUUUGAUGCACACACAGCUGAAGAAAUGAAGGCUGCUUGCAGCAAAAGUGUUCAAUAUAUUCAUUCUCAAACAGUUUAAAAGGAGAGGGUCUCAUUUUCUCAGGGGGGAGAGAAGUGUCAACCUGUCAGUGCCAUAGAAUUUGCUGCUGGUGGGAAGCCAGCAGAGAGCAAGUGCAAAAAAAAAUCACUCAGUAAUGAAAACCCAACCAGUACUUUUCACACUUUGUUUUCUCUUCAUAAGUAAACAGACUGAAUUAGAUACCCUACAAAUACAGACCUCCAAUGCAUUGAAAGCUAAACCCUUCAUAAAACAAGGGAGCACUGUCUUCAAUUUUAUGCUUUCAUCAGUAAAUUAAUUUAAAAGCAAUGCCAGCCCAAAUGCUUUUGUAAUUCUGUAGAAGCCUUCUGUGACUGAAACUGGACACAGUGGCCAUAACUUUUAAUAACUUAGACAUUACAAUUUUAAAAUUGGAUACUGUUUCUUUGAUGUAAGUAAUAUAACAGUUUAAAAACAAAACUUCUAAAACUAUCAAUUUCAAUGCGUACUUAAUGUCAGACUUGCCAAAAUCCCAUAGAUUUAAAUGAUUGAAUUAGUUUUCAAAGAGUUAAUUACUAAGGUUUGAGCUAAUGAGGAAGCUUACUGUGUCCAGCAUCCCAGCGUAGUCCUCCCUACAAACAGACACAAACAAUUACUGGCUACACAGGCAAUCAGAAUGCUGAGCUACAGCAUUUAGUAUUUACUUCCAACUUCAAAACCUGCUGCAUUUCUUGGGGGUUUCUCAUUUGAUCGCUUUGCUCAAUGUUCUGUUCUAUUUGCAGGCUUGUAGUAAAGCUACGCUUAUUAUGACAGGUAUGCAUUUCCUGAUAGACUGCAUUGUAGGAAUGCCAUCAUUCCAUUGAAUAAAGAUCCACAUAUUACAACAAUUUGGAAAAACCAUGUGCAGCAUUACAUGUCUUCUCAAAAGAAUGGCUUUAAAGCAAUUAUAGUAACAAUUUCCCAAGAGAAAAAGCACUUGUAAUACCAUUUAACCUCUUUGUACUACACAGCAUUUCACUGUGCCACUUCUUUCACAUCCUCGAUAUAUUUCAGCCUGUUAAUAUUUUGGAUGUUUAUUGUAAACGCAGCCCUGUACCAAUCCAAACACAAUAAACUUUGCCUUUAUCUAGACAGAAUCCUAAAUACAAUAUAUGAUAAAAAUAUUAAGCAUAUUUACAGUCCUGGCUCAUAAUUACGUGAAUUGCAAUAUUUACAAACAAUAUCAUACACUAUUAAUGAAUGAAAAUAGACAAGUAACUGCAUAAUGCAACACUGUCAUGCCACCAAUACAAGUUUCUUACAAUGUUUAUAAGACUGAUGUGAUGCUGAUUAAACAAGCAAUACUGAAUAUUGUUUCUCAGAAAUUAAAACUCCCAAAUAUAAAAGUCUAAAUUGUACGCAUUAUAAAAAUAAGGCAUCUCUCAAAGUGAAAGAAAAUAUUAGAUGGAAAGUGUGUUGAUGUUACAUAGUCAUUGCAUCAAUAAAGAAAAGAGACUUUUAUUCUGAC
Molecule: messenger RNA, 5053 nt
Organism: Stegostoma tigrinum
Lineage: Eukaryota; Metazoa; Chordata; Chondrichthyes; Orectolobiformes; Stegostomatidae
Gene: rdh12
Product: retinol dehydrogenase 12
Exons: 7
Coding region: 217-1173 (318 amino acids)
Source: RefSeq, a predicted model, not a curated record